Messenger RNA from Musca vetustissima, 1071 nucleotides. RefSeq names its product phosphopantothenate--cysteine ligase (gene Ppcs). Gene Ontology annotation, biological process: coenzyme A biosynthetic process. Gene Ontology annotation, molecular function: phosphopantothenate--cysteine ligase activity. Lineage: Eukaryota; Metazoa; Arthropoda; Insecta; Diptera; Muscidae. The record is from RefSeq and is a predicted model, not a curated record. The transcript has 5 exons. Bases 12 to 953 code for a protein of 313 amino acids. Gene Ontology annotation, cellular component: cytoplasm; nucleus.
CUAUCUUCAUUAUGUCAAACUGGGAAGAAUUCUACAAUACUCAUCUGCCUCCAGCAGAUUUUGAGGAUAAUCGUUCACUACUAAAGGAAUUUUGUGAACGUCAUAAUCGACUGCAAAACCGUAUCGUCCUUGUAACAUCAGGUGGCACAACCGUCCCAUUGGAGCACAACACUGUACGUUUUGUGGAUAAUUUUAGUGCCGGUACACGUGGCUCCUCAUCCGCUGAAUAUUUCCUAGAUCAUAAUUAUGCGGUCAUAUUUAUGCAUCGUCUCAAAUCGUUGGAACCAUUUACCCGCCAUUUUACCGGUCAGCAAUUUUUCGAUAUGCUCGAUAUAACCGAUAAUGGCCAGAGUACUUCGAUUACCGUGAAUCCUGAUUCGGUAGAUGUUUUUGCACCGAUUUUGGCGAAGUAUAAACAGGCUCGUGAAUCCCAAAUGAUUUUAUAUGUCAGCUUUACAAGUGUCGUGGACUAUAUGUGGCUGUUGAGGGCAGCCUGCGAAUGUUUGGCUGCAUUUGAAGAUCGUGCGGUGUUGUAUUUGGCUGCGGCGGUAUCGGACUUUUAUAUACCACAGGAUAUGAUGCCCACUCACAAAAUGCAAUCGGGUGAAGGUGCGCCCACAAUUUCAUUACAGCUGGUGCCAAAAAUGUUGGCACCAUUGGUUAGCCUUUGGGUGCCGCAGGCAUUUGUUGUCUCCUUUAAAUUGGAAACCGAUGAGAAUUUAUUGAUUACCAAAGCUCGUGAUAGUUUGAGUAAAUACAAGCACAAGUUGGUUAUUGCAAACAUUUUGCAAACACGUAAACAUCGUGUGGUCUUUGUUACGCCCAACAGCUCCUAUGAAGUACACCUAAGUAGAGAACAAGCACUGCAAGGCCUUGAAAUUGAGGAACCAAUUGUUGCUGAUGUAGUACAAAAACACAGCGAAUUCAUAAAUUCGGGUAUGUCUCGACAAUGACCAAUGUCAAUGCGACAGCGACAACAGCAACGACAUCACAUGCAAGUUGAUUGUCGCGUGACAACGCCGCAUUUUUGUCGAUUGCUGAAUCCUGGACCUGGUAUUGGACGACGGUAUU